Messenger RNA from Vitis vinifera (wine grape), 4756 nucleotides. RefSeq names its product ARF guanine-nucleotide exchange factor GNL2. The record is from RefSeq and is a predicted model, not a curated record. NCBI's taxonomy places the organism in Eukaryota, Viridiplantae, Streptophyta, Magnoliopsida, Vitales, Vitaceae. Gene Ontology annotation, molecular function: guanyl-nucleotide exchange factor activity. Bases 146 to 4318 code for a protein of 1390 amino acids. Gene Ontology annotation, biological process: regulation of ARF protein signal transduction. The transcript is spliced from 2 exons.
GUCUCAAGCAAAACGUUAUCAUUACAAAAAUGCCCUCCUGUAUUUCUGAAAUGACUCCCCUUCGCCUCAACCCCAACAUUCCUAACCGUUUUAUGUAUAUCUCAAAAACGGGUUUUUUUGUCCGUGAGCCUGGAAAGGGAAAUCAAUGGAGAAAACAAGAGAUGAUAAUGGUGAAGAGGAAGAAGAGGAAAAUAAGCCUAAGAAUGUGAGGGAACUGAGAAGGAGGGAGCUGGGGCUCUCAUGCAUGCUCAACACAGAAGUUGGGGCGGUUCUAGCGGUGAUAAGGCGUCCAUCAGAUACCAAUUCACAGUUCCUCGCCGCUCAAGAAGACAACUUCGAUUCCUCUCUACUGCAUUCCUUGAAAUCCCUGCGAGCCCUUAUCUUCAAUCCUCAGCAAGAAUGGCGAACCAUUGAUCCAUCCAUUUACCUGGCGCCUUUCCUAGACGUGGUACAAAGCGAUGAUGUCCCAGCUACAGCAACAGGGGUUGCUCUCUCCGCCAUAUUCAUGAUCCUCAAGCUUGAGAUCUUUGACGAGAAGACCCCAGGAGCUAGAGAUGCCGUCAAUUCCAUUGUCACUGGGAUCACAACUUGUCGCCUGGAGAGAACUGAUCCUAUUUCCGAAGACGCCAUCUUGAUGAAAAUCCUGCAUGUUUUGACAGAGAUUAUGAAAAAGCGAGCUUCCAUUUUGCUCACUGAUCAUGCUGUCUGCACCAUUGUUAACACAUGCUUUCAGGUGGUUCAACAGUCAGCCAUCAGAGGAGAUUUGCUGCAGCGGGGUGCUAGGCAUACAAUGCAGGAGCUCAUCCAGACUAUAUUUUCCAGGUUUCCCGAAAUCAACAAGGAUAGAGACAAGUCACUGAAUGAUUUCCAAGACGGUGACAUCAACAAUGAAAUGGAAUCCGGGUAUGGGGUUCGUAGUGCUGUUGAUAUCUUUAGCUUCUUGUGUUCCCUGCUGAACGUAGUAGAAGUUGUGGACAUGGACGGUUCCCAAGUUCAAACUGCCGAUGAAGACGUUCAGCUUUUUGCCCUGGUGUUGAUCAACUCUGCUAUACAAUUAAGCGGGGAUGAGAUUGGGAAGCAGCCAAAGCUUUUGAGAAUGAUAGAAGAUGACCUAUUUCACCAUUUAAUCCACUACGGAAUGUGCUCUAGCCCACUGGUUCUGUCCAUGAUUUGCAGUACUGUAUUAAAUAUUUACAACUUUCUUCGCAGGUUCAUUCGUCUUCAACUUGAAGCUUUCUUCACAUUUGUGUCGUUUAGAGUGGCUGUCCAAGCAAGCAGCUCACUCCAACUCAAAGAAGUUGCGCUUGAAGCAGUAAUAAAUUUUUGCAGGCAGCCAACAUUCAUAUUUGAAGCAUAUGCAAAUUAUGACUGCCAUAUUAUUUUCCGGGAUGUGUUUGAAGAGAUAGGGAGGUUGCUGUGCAAGCAUGCAUUUCCAACAGGGAGUCCUUUGUCCACUUUACAGAUCCAAGCCUUUGAAGGUCUGGUAAUUAUGAUUCACAAUAUUUCUGAUCAUGUUGAUGGGGAGCAUGAUUCAAGCUCAUCUGGACCAUACCCAGUUGAGAUUACUGAGUAUAGGCCUUUCUGGGAUGAGAAUUUCAAGGCAAAUGAUUCGGAGGAUUGGGCGGACCAUGCAAGGCUAAGGAAAGCGCAGAAAAGGAAAAUAAAGAUAGCUGGGGACCAUUUUAAUCGAGAUGAAAAGAAGGGAUUGGACUACCUGAAAAUUUCCCAUUUGGUUCCUGAUCCUCCAGAUCCCAAACCCUUUGCUUACUUCUUCCGUUAUACUCCCGGAUUGGACAAGAGCAUGAUUGGAGAUUAUCUUGGCAGUCCUGAUGAGCUCAACCUCCAAGUUCUUAAAGAAUUUACAGAAACUUUUAACUUUUCUGGCAUGAUUCUGGACAAUGCUCUCCGAACUUAUCUAGAGACUUUCCGAUUGCCGGGUGAGUCCCAGAAGAUUCAGAGGAUCCUUGAGGCAUUCUCAGAGAGAUUCUAUGAUCAACAAUCCUCAGAAAUUUUUGUAAGUAAGGAUGCAGUUUUCAUUCUUUGCUAUUCCCUCAUUAUGCUCAACACUGAUCAGCACAAUCCACAAGUUAAGAAAAAAAUGACAGAAGAAGAGUUUAUCAAGAACAACAGAGCAAUCAAUGGAGGGAAGGAUCUUCCUAGAGAGUACCUUUCUGAGCUUUUCCAAUCCAUUUCAAACAAAGCAAUCUCACUUUUUGGUCAGUCUGGACAACCGGUGGAAAUGAAUCCAAGCAGAUGGAUUGAGCUGAUAAACCGAUCCAGAAACAGCGAGCCUUUCAUAAAAUGUGAUUUUGAUCAUCGGCUAGGGAGAGAUAUGUUUGCUGCCAUUGCCGGUCCUACAGUUGCAGCUCUCUCUGCAAUCUUUGAGCACUCUGACGAAGAUGAAAUCAUAAAUGAAUGCAUGCAAGGAUUGAUCUCAGUGGCUAGGAUUGCCCAGUAUGGAUUACAAGACACUCUUGAUGAGCUCCUUGCCUCAUUCUGCAAGUUCACUACACUGUUGAAUCCCUAUGCCUCUGCAGAAGAAACCUUGUAUGCCUUUAGCAAUGAUUUGAAGGCAAGAAUGGCAACUCUUGCGGUUUUCACCAUUGCUAAUAAUUUUGGGCACUCAAUCAAAGGGGGUUGGAGGAACAUUGUAGACUGCUUGUUGAAGCUCAGAAGGCUUAAAUUACUUCCCCAAUCUGUCGUGGAACCCGAAAUCGCUUCCACCUCAUCAUCUGACCUUCAAAUGCACACAAGAUCCGACUCAGGUGUGAUUUUUCCUUCUUAUGAAUCUUCAUUUGACAGCAACUGCCAGACUUCUAGCAUGAUGAGUCGGUUUUCGCACUUUCUAUCAAUGGAGACUGCAGAUGACUCUUUAACACUUGGCGGAAGUGAAUUUGAACGGAAUCUAAAAAUUAUCCAACAAUGCCGGAUUGGAAACAUCUUCAGCAAUAGUUCAAAGUUACCUGAUGAUGCAUUGCCAAAUCUUGGGCGUUCUCUUAUAUUUGCAGCUGCAGGGAAGGGCCAAAAGUUUAGCACCCCAAUUGAAGAAGAAGAGACUGUUGGAUUCUGUUGGGAUUUGCUCAUCUCCAUUGCUUUGGCCAAUGUUCACAGAUUCUCAACAUUUUGGCCGUAUUUCCAUGAUUAUCUUCUUGCAGUUGCCCAGUUUCCGCUAUUCUCUCCUGUCCCAUUUGUGGAGAAGGCCAUGCUAGGUCUUUUCAAGAUCUGUCUAAAAGUCCUUUCUUCCUACCAAUCCGAUAAACUCUUGGAGGAACUCAUAUUCAAGUCCAUAAAUUUGAUGUGGAAGCUUGAUAAAGAAAUUCUUGAUACCUGCUGUGAGUACAUCACACAAUCAGUAAGCAAGAUUCUCAUUGAGUACCCUGCAAAUUUGCAGAGCCAACUUGGAUGGAAGUCAGUUCUCCAGUUGUUAUCAAUCACUGGCAGGCACCCUGAAACCUAUGAUCAGGCAGUUGAGACCCUGAUCAUGUUGAUGUCGGACGGGUUCCAUGUUUCAAGGUCAAAUUAUCCCUUCUGUAUUGAUUGUGCAUUUGGUUUUAUUGCACUCAAGAACAGUCCAUUGGAGAAGAACUUGAAGUUAUUGGACCUACUGGCAGAUUCUGUGAAUUUGUUGAUCCAGUGGUCCAAAAACGGCUACUCAGAUCCUGGGAAUAAUCUUAGCAUAGCAAGCAGCACAAGUAGCUCCUCAUUUGAGGAUAAUUCAAAGUUCAACCCUUCUAACUUUUCCAUGAACUUGUUUAUCAAGCUAGGUGAGGCACUAAGGAGGACAAGCUUAGCUCGGCGGGAAGAGAUAAGAAACCAUGCCAUAGUAGCUCUUCAGAGAAGCUUCACACUAGCUGAUGAACUAGAUUUCACGUCAGUGAGCUGUAUCAACUGUUUUAACCUUGUGAUUUUUGCAAUGGUUGAUGAUCUACAUGAAAAGAUGGUGGAAUACUCAAGAAGGGACAACUUGGAGAGGGAGGUGAGAAGUAUGGAGGGGACUUUAAAGAUUGCAAUGGAGCUCUUGACGGAUGUGUUCCUGCAGUUCUUGAAACCACUGACGGAAAAUUCAGGUUUCAGGACAUUCUGGUUAGGAGUGUUGAGAAGAAUGGAUACUUGCAUGAAAGCUGAUUUGGGAGGAUAUGGUGAAACCACAUUGCAAGAACUAAUCCCAGAUUUGUUGAGAAAGAUGAUCACAAUUAUGAAAGAAAAGCAGAUUUUGGUCCAGAAGGAAGGUGAAGAUUUAUGGGAGAUUACCUACAUUCAGAUACAGUGGAUAGCCCCUUCACUCAAAGACGAGCUAUUCCCCGAUGAAGACCUGUAGAGGAAAUUGGAUGAAAGGGUAGUUUUGUUAGUUUUAAGAAUAGUAAUCCCAACAGAUUAAGUCAUUUUCCCUUUCCUUUUUCUGUCUGUAUACUUUUUCCUAGAAGAAAUCCAUCCAUUAGCCCUGAGGUUGCAUCUAUUAAUAGGACCAUGUUCUUGUUCCAUGAGGGCAUUUUCAUUACAGAGAUUCUGAUGUGUUUCCUCCAAGAUAAGAAAUCUCAUUGUUAGGUUUAAUAUCAUUUCAUAGGUUGGAACUUGAAUUUGUGUAUCUGUCUGCAGAAAGAGUCUGCAAUCAAUCAUUCACAUUCCACCACCAACUGAGAUUCAUGUAUUCCAGAAGAGUAGGCUUUCAACUUUCAAGGAUGUGUGUAAUGAAACAGAAUUAUGACUUCAUGCCUACUGGUUUGCACUAGAAAUGAUCAUUUCUGAAAUUUGCUAA